CAUGCUUAACUCAAUACAAACCAAAUCCACUAACCACUUCCCCCCCCACAUCCGCCGCCCUGAUCAAGAGACUUGAGGGGCUGAGUCUCAAAUUGACGAGAGGGAGCUGAGUUUUCCGGCGAAAAAUGACCAGUUCUGGUGGCGGCCCCACUAGGGGCCGUCUAUGGCCUCAAUUGGCCUUCGCAUUGGCUGUGGUUCUUGUUUCAAGCUGUGUAAGUUCAGUUUAUGGUGAUGCUUAUCCAUACUCUUCUCCUCCUCCUCCACCUUAUGAGUACAAGUCACCACCACCCCCAUCUCCUUCUCCACCACCUCCUUAUGAGUACAAAUCUCCACCACCACCAUCUCCUAAACCUCACUAUGAAUACAAGUCUCCUCCACCACCAUCUCCUUCUCCACCACCUCCUUAUGAGUAUAAAUCCCCACCACCACCAUCUCCUUCUCCACCACCUCCUUAUGAGUAUAAAUCUCCACCACCACCACCACCAUCUCCUAAACCUCACUAUGAGUACAAGUCUCCUCCACCACCAUCUCCUUCUCCACCACCUCCUUAUGAGUAUAAAUCCCCACCACCACCUCCUUAUGAGUAUAAAUCUCCACCACCACCACCACCAUCUCCUAAACCUCACUAUGAGUACAAGUCUCCUCCACCACCAUCUCCUUCUCCACCACCUCCUUAUGAGUAUAAGUCUCCACCUCCACCAUCUCCUAAACCUCACUAUGAGUACAAGUCUCCUCCACCACCAUCUCCAUCUCCACCACCUCCUUAUGAGUAUAAGUCUCCACCUCCCCCAUCUCCUAAACCUCACUAUGAGUAUAAGUCUCCUCCACCACCAUCUCCAUCUCCACCACCUCCUUAUGAGUACAAGUCUCCACCUCCACCAUCUCCUUCUCCACCACCACCUUAUGAGUACAAGUCUCCACCUCCGCCAUCUCCUAAGCCUCAUUAUGAGUACAAGUCUCCUCCACCACCCUCUCCAUCUCCACCACCUCCUUAUGAGUACAAAUCUCCACCACCACCCUCACCUUCUCCACCACCACCUUAUGAGUACAAAUCUCCACCACCACCAUCUCCUAAGCCUCAUUAUGAAUACAAGUCACCACCACCUCCAUCUCCAUCACCUCCUCCACCCUAUUAUUAUAAAUCUCCUCCACCUCCUUCACCAUCACCACCACCUCCCUACUAUUACAAAUCUCCUCCCCCACCAGUACAUUCUCCUCCUCCACCUUAUUAUUAUAAGUCACCACCACCACCUUCACCCUCACCACCACCACCAUACUAUUACAAAUCUCCACCACCUCCUUCACCUUCACCCCCACCACCUUAUUACUAUAAAUCUCCACCACCACCCUCACCAUCUCCUCCACCACCAUAUUAUUAUAAAUCUCCUCCACCACCUGAAAAAUCACCAGCUCCUGAACCAUAUUACUAUAAGUCCCCACCACCACCUUCACCAUCUCCUCCACCACCAUACUACUAUAAGUCUCCACCACCUCCUUCACCAUCUCCUCCACCACCAUACUACUAUAAGUCUCCACCACCUCCUUCACCAUCUCCUCCACCACCAUACUACUAUAAGUCUCCACCACCUCCUUCACCAUCUCCUCCACCACCAUACUACUAUAAGUCGCCACCUCCACCUUCACCAUCUCCUCCCCCUCCAUAUUACUACAAGUCCCCACCACCUCCGUCUCCAUCUCCCCCACCACCAUACUACUAUAAAUCUCCUCCACCUCCUGAAAAAUCACCAGCUCCAGAGCCAUAUUACUACAAGUCUCCACCACCACCUUCACCUUCUCCUCCUCCACCAUACUACUACAAGUCUCCACCACCUCCUUCACCAUCUCCUCCACCACCAUACUACUAUAAGUCACCACCUCCACCUUCACCAUCUCCUCCCCCUCCAUACUACUACAAGUCUCCACCACCACCAUCACCAUCUCCCCCACCACCAUACUACUAUAAAUCUCCUCCACCUCCUAAAAAAUCACCAGCACCAGUGCCAUACUACUACAAGUCCCCACCACCACCUUCACCAUCUCCUCCCCCUCCUUAUUACUAUAAGUCACCACCACCACCUAAGGCCUAUCCCCCUCCAUACUACUACUCUUCUCCACCACCACCACCUAAGGCCUAUCCUCCACCAUACUACUACACUUCUCCACCACCCCCAAAAUCACCAGCACCAACACCUUAUUAUUACCCUUCUCCACCACCACCUAAGGCUCAUCCUCCGCCUUACUACUAUACUUCUCCACCACCACCUGUUCCUUAUCCUCACCCGUCUCCACAUCCCCAUCAUUUCGUCGUAAAGGUGGUAGGAAAGGUCUAUUGCUACAGAUGCUAUGACUGGGAUUAUCCUGAAAAAUCACAUGACAAGAAGCAUCUCAAAGGUGCCGUAGUGGAGGUAACAUGCAAGACAGGUGAAAAGGAGAUCAAGGCUUAUGGUAAAACCAAGAUCAACGGUAAAUACAGUAUCACCGUUGAGGGCUUUGCGUAUGGCAAAUAUGGAGCCGAGGCUUGCAAGGCUAAGCUCCAUAAGGCACCCGAAGGCUCACCAUGCAACAUACCAACUAACCUCCACUGGGGCAAGAAGGGUGCCAAGCUCAAGGUGAAGUCCAAGACAAAGUAUGAAGUUGUCCUCUAUGCUAAGCCAUUUGCUUAUGCUCCUAAGACUCCUUAUGAAGAGUGUGAGAAGCCCAAGCCUAAGCCUACACCUGCUCCUUACUAUUACACUUCUCCACCACCACCACCAUAUUAUUACAAAUCACCACCACCACCAUCUCCAUCCCCACCACCUCCAUACUACUACAAGUCUCCCCCUCCACCAUCUCCAUCUCCUCCUCCACCUUACUACUAUAAGUCACCACCUCCCCCUUCUCCAUCACCACCACCCCCAUACUACUAUAAAUCUCCUCCUCCACCAUCACCAUCUCCUCCUCCACCCUACUACUACAAAUCUCCUCCACCCCCAUCUCCCUCACCACCUCCUCCAUAUUACUACAAAUCUCCUCCUCCACCAUCCCCAUCUCCUCCUCCACCCUAUUACUACAAGUCACCACCACCCCCUACAAAGUCACCUGCACCAGAACCAUAUUACUAUAAGUCUCCACCACCACCAUCACCAUCUCCACCACCUCCUUACUAUUAUAAAUCUCCACCACCACCAUCACCAUCACCUCCUCCUCCAUACUACUAUAAGUCCCCACCUCCACCAUCUCCAUCACCUCCACCUCCCUACUACUACAAAUCUCCUCCACCACCGUCUCCAUCUCCUCCUCCCCCAUACUACUACCACUCACCACCACCACCAGUGAAAUCUCCCCCUCCCCCAUACUACUACCACUCGCCACCACCUCCUGUGAAAUCACCUCCUCCUCCAUACUACUACCACUCACCACCACCUCCUGUGAAAUCACCUCCUCCUCCAUACUAUUACCACUCACCACCUCCUCCAAUAAAAUCACCUCCUCCUCCAUACUACUACCACUCACCACCACCACCCGUGAAAUCACCUCCUCCCCCAUACUACUACCACUCGCCUCCUCCUCCAGUGAAAUCACCACCUCCUCCAUAUUAUUACCACUCACCACCUCCUCCAGUAAAAUCACCUCCUCCUCCAUACUACUACCACUCACCACCACCACCUGUGAAAUCACCUCCUCCCCCAUACUACUACCACUCGCCUCCUCCUCCAGUGAAAUCACCACCUCCUCCAUACUACUAUCAUUCACCACCACCACCAGUGAAAUCACCUCCUCCUCCAUACUACUAUCAUUCACCACCACCACCAGUGAAAUCACCUCCUCCUCCAUACUACUACCACUCACCACCACCUCCUGUAAAAUCACCUCCUCCCCCAGUUUACAUUUACGCCUCACCACCACCACCACCACCAACUCACUACUAGGCUCAGAAAGCUCAGUCACACACCAAAGUCGAUCAUAUUUUAGUUUCAACAAUGUAAUAAAGGAAGGCUCCAAGAGGAAAAGAUGUGGACAUCAAGCUUCUAAUCCAAGUCCAUUGAAUAAGGAACUGAAUUUUGCAUCAAUGAGCUACAAUUUGAAUAAUCCAAGCCAGGAAUCUCCAAUUUCAAAGCUCACCAUUUUGCAUCUCAUGCUCAUGUUAUGUUCCAGUAAAAUUGGCUUUAAACAUUUACCUCAACAAAGAAAAACUAGCAAGUGAAGUUAAAGAUGAGGACUUGGAUUCGAAGUGGGUGUUUAUGUUUGGUUUUUAUUUAUUCAUCCCCAAUUUAUUAUUAUAUGUAUAGCGUACAUCUUUUAUCGUUUUGAUUGGGCUUUUCUCUAUUUAUUGUGAGCGAUUCUUUCUUGGACCUUCUUGUAAGUUAUGCAUUGAGAUUGUUAGCAAUAAAAUAAGAAAUUUUCUAUUACAAA
Messenger RNA from Manihot esculenta (cassava), 4392 nucleotides. Its product is annotated as extensin-2-like. The coding region runs from base 126 to 3908 and encodes 1260 amino acids. Gene Ontology annotation, molecular function: structural constituent of cell wall. The transcript has 3 exons. Gene Ontology annotation, biological process: plant-type cell wall organization. The record is from RefSeq and is a predicted model, not a curated record. Lineage: Eukaryota; Viridiplantae; Streptophyta; Magnoliopsida; Malpighiales; Euphorbiaceae.